Messenger RNA from Stylonychia lemnae, 4392 nucleotides. The record is from the annotation of a GenBank genome assembly. NCBI's taxonomy places the organism in Eukaryota, Ciliophora, Spirotrichea, Sporadotrichida, Oxytrichidae.
AUGUCUUUCCAUUAUAAUCAUUAGAGCUCAAAAUCAACAGCUCCAAUAACAGAAGAUCAAAAUAAAGGCUAGCUUAAUGUGGUGGAGGAGGAGCACUCCCAGGACAAGGAAGAACAAAAAUCCAAGGUCGGAAACAACGUGGUCUACGAGCAUCACGGCAAUACAAUCACUGUGUAAUCGACCAAGGUCAUCGGAGAAUACAAUUACUCUUUUGUCUCUGUUUCGCCAACUAAAAAGGCUAUGGUUGACACUCCAAUGCUUAAAAAGAUCAAGGUAAUUCAGAUGAAUGAGAUGAAAACAUGGAAAGGACUCCAAGUGGAAUAUAUUACUCGUCCUGGUAUCGUCAAUCUACUCACUAGCAAAAAGCUCCUUAAAACAUCGGAAUACUUCAAGGUACUCUUAUCUUCAAUUCGCAUUAACUCAACCUUCUAUAGCUGGAAGAUGAAAGAUUCAAAAUCUUCUUAGAGGGACUCAUCAGAUAUCGUGAAUGGGAAGAAGAGAGACUUAACUCAGUUUACUAAUUUUAGGAUCAGCAGACUAAACAAAAAGAAAUAAAUUUAAGGGGAUCUGAGUACAUUCAGUUCAAAAAUCUUAAAGACCCAUCAAUUGUAUCACAAGCACAUUUUAAUUGACUCUUAUUUGUAGUUGAUGCGAGAAGGACCGCUUCCUAUUUCUGCGUAUAACAAAGGUGGAAUUAUUGGAGCAGCUACAGCGACAGGGGGUUUCCUAGACCAAAGCCAUCAUGAUUUACUGUAUAAAAUAGUAAAAACAGAUGGAAAACUCAUUAGGGCCUUGUUAGAAAAUAAUGGGUUUCUGCAAACAGAGGCUCAUGACUGGAAUGUUUUAUGGACUUGUCAGAGUAUGAAGCUGAGUCAGUAUGAGGGCUUGAAUGAAAAUCAGAAAAUCAAUCAUUUUCCUCAGUCAUAUGAACUCACCAGAAAAGAUAGGCUUUGCUACAAUGUAGUCUAAAUGUAAGAGAAAUUCAGCAAGGAAGAGUUUAACAUUAUACCAGACACCUAUAUCCUUCCUGACGAAUUCGCUGACUUCUAUUCACAUUUUCACAAGCUUAAAUCGAAAGAGCAGAGCAAUUUAUGGAUUAUCAAACCACAAAAUUCAUCUCAGGGCAAAGAUGACAUAUCUGAAGUCCCCAUUGAUGAAUCUUGUAUAGUCAGCAGAUAUAUUACUAACCCUCUACUUAUUAAUGGCUUGAAGUUCGAUCUGAGAAUCUAUGUCUUAAUUACUAGUGUUGAUCCUUGGAGGAUUUACGUCUAUCAUGAAGGUCUUGCUAGAUUUGCCAGUGAACCCUAUCAAGCACAAACUAGCAAGCAAAAUAAAUUUGCUCAUUUGACAAACUAUUCAAUCAACAAGAAGAAUGAUAAGUAUAUUCCAAAUCUUAACGCAGAGUAAGAUGACUCUGGACAUAAAUGGAGUUUAGCUGCUCUUUCUAAGCAUCUAGAGCAGAUAGGAAUAGAUUUGAACCUAAUGUGGUCGAAGAUCUAUGAUGUCAUCUUGAAGUCUUUACUGUCUAUUGAUUCCAUUAUAUACUAAAAUCUCAAGAAGCUACCAAAUAAGAACAACUGUUUCGAGUUACUUGGAUAUGAUAUUCUUAUCGACAGUGAAUUGAAGUAAAUUAAUAUUCUGUAAUAUAAUAUUAGACCCUGGCUGAUGGAAGUUAAUCUUUCCCCUUCUCUGGCUACUGAUUCCCCUCUUGAUGUGAAAAUCAAAUCUGGUUUGAUAAUAGAUACUUUUAACCUGGUCGGCAUAAAAAAGUUUGAUAGAAGAAGGGAUAAUCUAACAAAGAUGAAAAACAGAGUCAAAAAUAUAAUAAGGGCCAAAUCUUAUUAGUCAAGGUAGAAUAAUCCUUAGGCUAAUGGGUAGACAAAGAAUGGAGUCUUCUAAGGUACGUACAUUACUUAAAUUUACGUAGGUAAAUUAGAUGACGGUAAUGAAAACGAGUUCUUUUACAAGAACAAGCUGCUCUUUGAAAGGAUUUCAGAACAUGCCCGUCGGAAUAACUUUAUCAGAAUAUACCCAUCCAAGAACUCUGAUAUCUAUGAUUAGUACUUCAUUACUCCUAGACCGAGUAAUAAAUUCCUCUAUCGAUAUCUGUUUUGUGAUGAAAUCAUUCACUUUCCAGCAGGUUAUCCAGCUGCAGGAGCAAAUAUUACUUAGAAGCAUCUGCCCUUGCCUGAAGGUUCAGACUACGGUCAUGAUCAGCAUUUCGGCCAAGGAUAAUCUUUCAUGGCAUAAACUGGAUUUCCAUCUCAAUUCAGCAUGAAUAAUCAUUAAACUUCAACUAAUGAUAUAUAGAAGAUAUAAAAUAGCAAUAGAACUAAUUCAGCCAUAUUGAAAAAUAGAUAAGAUAAUGUUGGAUCUAAGAAACUACUAUAAUCUGCAGGAUAGGCAUAGAGUUUAGCUAAUCAGGUCUAAGAGUAGUAAGUCUUGCAGUAAUAGUAGUAAAAGGAAAAGUUAUUGAUAACUGGCGAUGAUGUCUUGAUAGAGUAUGUAGCAAGACUAAUGAUAGCAGUGAAAAGCAUAAAGGAGCAUAUCUUGAGACCUAGUUGGAAAAAUCAAAUUGAAAAAUUCAUCAAGCAUUACGUUUGGCAUUCUUCUGAUGUGAGGAGAGCUGAGAAUAAUAAACUCUGGCAAAGGCUUGAAUCUAGGCUUAUAGAAAUGAAAGAGAGAAGAAAGAGACUGCUGAAGAGUUUAUACAAGAAAGAGAAUCCUUAACAUUUAAGUUAAAUAGCAGGGCAAUCUAAGUAAUCUACUCUGACUCAUUAGGGCAUCUUGGAUUUUGAGAAGGAAUAUGAGCAUAAGGAGGAGUAGAAAAAUGUUAUAAUAUAGGGGUUCUCAGCAGCAUAGCUUGAAGAAAUGCUGAGAACUUCCACUAAAAAUGUAGCUUAUGAGGUGAUUUCAUGUUUGAUAGAUUAAACUGGCAAAGGAGUGCUGACUGAAAUUAUUAAAUGGCUUACUACCUGCAAUCAAAAUCUAUUAAAUGAUUAAGAGUCUAUCUUGAAUCAACUAAGCCGUAAGAAAGAUGUAGAUGAAAGUGAAGAGGAGCCAGAGAGUUUUAUUUACGCACCUGCUGGCAGUGGAAACACAAAGACAGGAGCCGAAAAUAACUCAACUACUUCUGUAGGAUCGGCAAGCAUAGGAAGUGGAAACUCAGGCGAUGUUAGAAUUAAAAUUAGGAAAAAUUCUAUGGAACCUCAUUCUAAAAUGAAGGCUAAUCACUCUUAAUUGAUAUAACAAAAACUUAAACAGUAGGAGAAAUAAAAUUAGGGGUAGUCUUAGAAGUAGGAUACCUAAGAAAACUAGUCGAUUGAGAACAUUAACUAACAGAUUAAUGAAAAAAUAUUGACGAUGAGUAUUUCACCUGGCCCGCAUUAAAAAACUCACAGUUCGCUUGUUUCAAAUUCUAAAAUAGACACUCCUUAGAAUGAUAUGGUUGGAGUAGGCUAAGCAAGAGCAAUCAUUAAAAACAUUAAUUAGACUAAUGAAGAAAUUAAGGAUGAUGCCUUGAAGAACAGUCUCUACGGUUCUCCUAAUGACAAAAGCAACAGAUCGUUUCAAGUAAAUAAAGAGCAGGAUUUCACUUCUACGACCAAGCUCAACCUUUAAAACUUUACAUAACAAAAUUUCGACUUCUAAAAGUCAUCAGCAAUGGGCACAGAGAGAAAGAAGCUACAGUCAAGUGAGGUUAAUCAAUAAGUGUAGCUUAAUCAAGCUCUUCAAAAAAUGAGUGGUAAGUCUCUCGUUUCAAAUCCUGGCUAGUCAAUCGACUCAUCAUAAUCAAAGGCUAGCAAUACUAUCAACUUGAUGGAUAAAAACACAUCAACAAGUAAUAGCUCUUAUUUCAAAACUUACCAAUCCCAGCUAAAAACAGACAUCGUUCAGUAAAAGGCAAUUGUUAAUCAGGGAUCUGACAACCAAAAUAAUCAGCAAAAUACUGAUGUUAAUAGCUUUAACGCCUCUGUAUCAUCCUAAGCUAACACUAAUAUGUUGAAUAGCGGCAAUGUAGUAACAGUCUACGGUUCCUAAUUCUCUAAUUCUAAAAAUGGGCUUAACAAUGGCAAUACAAGCAAUUUCUCGUAGUCAUUAGGCUUGACACCGUAAUCAUCGAACCCAGCUUCAGCUGCAAAGAAGGUAAUUAAGAUGAAUGGUACUAACAGAAAGACAUACAGCUCAGUCAAGAGAAGUCAGAACAAUCCGACAGCAGUCCAGAGCACAAAUAUAACAGCAUCUAAUGCUAAUAACAAUAACGGGGGUGCUGAUUAGAUCGGUGACAUGAAGAAAAGUCAAGUAGCAAAUAAAAAUGUUCCUGCUGGAGGGAAUGCCAAUAGUAAUAAGGUGUCGGGAACUGUAUCAUAAAAUGUAGCUAAGCAGAACUGA